AUGAACAUGAAAAUGACAACCUCCAAGACCGAGCAACCUCUCGACUCGGUCGAGGAACACACCCGAGCAACGAUCAAAACAUUGUUCCAAUUUCUGCAUGCGCAGGGCCAGGGUGACUACCUCGGCGAGCAAGUAACUCAACUGGAACACUCGCUACAGUGUGCAUAUCUUGCCACCCAGUCCCCCGAGCAUGGAAAUGACCCCGAGGUCAUUGUGGCUGCGCUUUUGCACGAUGUCGGGCGAUUCAUCCCUGCGGCCGAGAAGAUGGAGAAAAUGAUCACUCCCGACGGCCAGUAUCUCGGAAGACAAAGCCAUGAAGCUCUGGGAGAGUUCUACCUGCGCCAGAUUGGUUUCAGUGAGAAGGUGUGUCAGCUGGUUGGUGCGCAUGUAAUGGCUAAGCGCUAUUUGGUCGCGACGGAUCAAUGCUAUUAUGAUGCAUUGAGUGAGACCAGUAAGCGGACAUUGAAGUUCCAGGGUGGCGGGUACAAUGACGAGCAGAUCCAGGAGGCGCAAAAGGAUCCCCUGCUUGAGGCAAAGCUUUCCGUCAGACGGUGGGAUGAUCUCGCGAAAAAGCCGAAUUGGAAAGUCCCUGAUCUGGAAACCUAUGAGGAAAUUGCCUAUCAGUGUCUUAUUGCCUCCCGGUCAAAGUUCACCCUACAUUCGAAAGAAUAUCACCUGCCAACACAGCCCACAGUGGUGAUCUGUGUUGAUGGCUUCGAUCCGGAAUACUUGAAGUCUGGUAUUGAGAGAGGCCUCCUGCCGACUUUCAAGAAAUUCGUUGAUGGAGGAUUCCUUGCCACCGCUAAGAGUUGCAUGCCCUCAUUCACCAACCCGAACAAUGUGUCCAUCAUUACAGGCGUGCCACCCUCGAUACAUGGAAUUGCCGGAAACUUCUUCUUGGACCGAGAGACAGGCGAGACCAAGAUGGUCACCGACGACUCCUUGCUUCGUGGAUCAACAAUACUGGAGCAGAUGUUCCGGCGUGGUGUACGGGUGUCAGCCAUAACCGCCAAAGACAAACUGCGCAAAAUCCUUGCCCACGGCUUAAAGGGAGCUAUCUGCUUUUCUUCGGAAAAGGCAGCGGAUUGCACUCUGGACGAGAACGGGAUUUCCGAUGUGGAAAAGUGGCUUGGUCAGCCUGCGCCUAGCCAAUAUUCGGGCGAUUUGUCUCUGUUUGUGCUUGACGCAGGCAUCAAAUUGCUGCAAGAGAAGAGAUCGGACAUUUUGUACUUGACAUUGUCCGAUUACGUUCAGCACAAGUAUGAACCUGGCAGCAAGGAGGCUGACAAUUUCAUGGGAGCAAUCGACGAGCGUUUGCAGAGCCUCGCAGCUCUAGCUCCUGUCAUCGGUGUAACUGGUGACCAUGGCAUGAGCCAAAAGUCAAAUGAGCUGGGAGAGCCCAACGUUCUCUUCCUGGAGGAAGUUCUCAAUGCUGAGUUUGGACCGAAUGCCUCCAGGGUUAUCUGCCCCAUCACGGAUCCGUUCGUUCGACACCAUGGUGCACUCGGGUCCUUUGUGCGCGUCUAUCUCAAAGACAUCACGCAACUCGGAUCGAUGAUCUCAUUCUGCGAGUCACUCCCAGAUGUCGAGGUUGCUCUUAGCGGCGAAGAUGCCGCCCAAAGAUAUGAGAUGCCUUUGGACCGGGAGGGUGAUAUUGUGGUUAUUUCCAAACCGCAUGCCGUAAUUGGCAGCUGCAAGGCGAAUCAUGAUCUCUCAAACUUGAAAGACCACCCGUUACGGUCGCAUGGAGGCCUAAGCGAGCAAGAGAUCCCAUUGAUUAUGUCAAAACCGGCGAACAAUGAGAGCAAGGCUAAGGCGAAGGACUGGAGAAACUAUGACGUGUUUGAUCUUGUGCUCAACUGGUCAAUCUGA
Penicillium psychrosexuale is the source of this 1872-nucleotide messenger RNA. RefSeq lists its product as uncharacterized. The coding region runs from base 1 to 1872 and encodes 623 amino acids. The transcript has 3 exons. Gene Ontology annotation, molecular function: phosphonoacetate hydrolase activity. NCBI's taxonomy places the organism in Eukaryota, Fungi, Ascomycota, Eurotiomycetes, Eurotiales, Aspergillaceae. The record is from RefSeq and is a predicted model, not a curated record.